AUGUCGUUCAGUCUCAAGAAGGAUCUUAUCAUACAGAUUGGUAACGGGAUCUUCGCCCAAAUGGGUACCACAUUCGAUGAUCGCUACAACAAGCUGGCCAGAGAUUUGUACCAGAGCGAACUGAAGCACUUAGACUUUGUCGGCGACGAAACCACUUCCGUACGGUUCAUUAACAAUUGGGUCAAUAAUCAGACGCACGGUCGUAUAGCGGACAUUGUAUCGCACGUCAGCCCGGAUACGAUCCUGAUGAUCGUGAACACGCUGUACUUCCGCGGUCUUUGGGAGGAACCAUUUCAACCGCUUGCCACCCGAAACAGGCGCUUCUUCCCGAACGGACCAGAUGGGCCGGACUCGUUCGACAUACCGAUGAUGGCCAAGAGCCACUGCAUGCCGUACUACCACUGGCAGGAGGAAGACAUACGCGUGGUCGGUGUACCGUACCGUCAGAACGUCACCAUGUACAUCUUCCUGCCGAUGAACUCAACGCGUGAGCUCGUGCAAUCGAUGCAAUCCAAAAUUACUGCCGAGCGGGUGAACGACAUUGUAAAGAAGAUGAAGAUGAAAUCGGUCACGCUGCUGUUCCCCAAGAUGCAUAUCACCAACUCCGUCAGCUUGAAGAGUGUGCUCCAGCAGCUCGGCGUUUAUACGCUGUUCGAUCGUAAAGACGCGGACCUGUACCGUCUGCUUACCUCACUGAACCGGUACUCAGGUGAUGAACCGCUGGACAUUUUGGACGUGUUGCAGGACACGAAAGAAAACGCUAUUCGCCAGUUGCAGCAACAACACGAAGGAUGCCUUGUGGUGGAGCAUAAUGGUAUUGAGCGGGGCGAAUGUUUGAAGAAAAACUGUGCGUAUGGGGGCCAAACAUGCGUGUGCUGUGCGGAAGGUGAUGACUUCCGGCGACGCCGCCGACGACAGACAGGGACCGGAAUGAUGCCGACGAAGAAUGAAUCGAUCUUUGUCAACGAAAUGCUGCACAAGGUGGAUCUGACGGUAAAUGAGCGCGGUACAGAGGGAGGCGCAGCUACCGCUACGCUGAUCGAUCGUAUUUCGUCCCAGAUAAGUUUCAUCGUCAAUGGACCAUUCCUAAUGCUUAUUCGGGAGGAAACCACUAGAUUGCCACUGUUCUAUGGAGCUGUUUACAAUCCGAAAUAA
Anopheles marshallii is the source of this 1155-nucleotide messenger RNA. Its product is annotated as serine protease inhibitor 28Dc-like. Lineage: Eukaryota; Metazoa; Arthropoda; Insecta; Diptera; Culicidae. The coding region runs from base 1 to 1155 and encodes 384 amino acids. The transcript is spliced from 2 exons. The record is from RefSeq and is a predicted model, not a curated record. Gene Ontology annotation, molecular function: serine-type endopeptidase inhibitor activity.